AUUCCAUGGGAAAAGAAAGUUUUCCUGCAUCCCUGAGAGAAAUCCAGUUAUUUUCGGACAUCACGUCAGCGGUUAGAGUUGCAGCCCAGAAACUUCUUUCCAUCACCCAGCUCCCUUUCUUCUCUCUCUCUCUGAACUUGUUGCACAGCUGUGUUGUUCCUCGUUCUCACGCGCGGAGCCGCGCGCCUGCAGCGGCGCACACAUGAAGCGGCGGCUUGAGGGAAACGUCAGCAGGUUUGGUCUUGGAGCGGCUGGCAGCGUGACAUUGCAGAGCCCGCUGUGCUUUAAAGAGGGAUGCAUGGAGGCAGAUGACGCACUGAGCCACAGUCCCCCCCUCAGUGAGAGAGCGUGCACGAACGUCAGCUCGGGGAGGGCAAAGCCUGCUUAAAAUGCAGCGAAUGUGAGAGACGUGCCCACAGUCCAGACUACAGCAGCGCCUGGACGGGAAAGGUGAAGCGGGGAGGGGGCGGGGGGCACCAGCAGCCCACCCGCAGACGUGACGAGAAGGAGACCCACGGAGUCACCCAGCUGGAGUCCUGAGACGCACAGAGGAGGAGGAGGAGGAGGAGGAGGGGAGUCAGGGAGGACUGAGGGGCGGGAAGCGUCGCCCUUUCCUUGGGGGGGAACCAUGACAGUGGUGCCCGGGGAGAACCUGGAUGAGACUGUGGCGCUGGCCGCGCUGUCCGCCCAGGAUGUCUACGACCCGGAGAGAGCCGAGAACCAGGACUGCUGCGAGCGGGUGGUCAUCAACAUCUCCGGGCUGCGCUUCGAGACGCAGCUGAAGACUCUGGCCCAGUUCCCGUCCACCCUGCUGGGGGACCCGCGCAAGAGGAUGCGCUUCUUCGACCCGCUCCGGAACGAGUACUUCUUCGACCGGAACCGACCCAGCUUCGAUGCGAUCCUUUACUACUACCAGUCCGGGGGUCGGCUCCGGAGACCCGUCAACGUGCCGGUGGACAUCUUCAUGGAGGAGAUCAAAUUCUACGAGCUCGGGGAGGAGGUGAUCGAGAACUUUAAGGAGGAUGAGGGCUUCAUCAAGGAGGAGGAGCGGCCGCUGCCGGAGAACGAGUUCCAGCGGCAGGUCUGGCUCCUGUUCGAGUACCCGGAAAGUUCCGGACCCGCCAGGGGCAUCGCCAUCGUGUCCGUGCUGGUCAUCCUCAUCUCCAUCGUCAUCUUCUGCUUGGAGACCUUACCGGAGUUCAGAGAGGAGGCCCGGGUCUUUGAGGAGCUCAUCCUGUCCAAUGGAACCGCGCGCGCCGACCAGCCGAACCCCUUCACGGACCCUUUCUUCAUCGUGGAGACGCUCUGCAUCAUCUGGUUCUCCUUCGAGCUGCUGGUCCGGUUCCUAGCCUGCCCCAGCAAGCCCGCCUUCUUCAAGAACAUCAUGAACACCAUCGACAUCGUGGCCAUCAUGCCCUACUUCAUCACGCUGGGGCUGGAGCUGGCGGAGCACCAGGGGAACGGCCAGCAGGCCAUGUCCCUGGCCAUCCUCCGGGUCAUCCGCCUGGUCCGGGUCUUCCGGAUCUUUAAGCUCUCCAGGCACUCCAAGGGGCUGCAGAUCCUGGGGAAGACGCUGCAGGCCAGCAUGCGGGAGCUGGGGCUGCUCAUCUUCUUCCUCUUCAUCGGGGUCAUCCUCUUCUCCAGCGCCGUGUACUUUGCAGAAACCGAUGACCCGCAUUCGGGCUUCAGCAGCAUCCCGGACGCCUUCUGGUGGGCGGUGGUUUCCAUGACGACGGUGGGUUACGGAGACAUGUGCCCGGUGACUAUAGGGGGGAAGAUCGUGGGCUCCCUGUGCGCCAUCGCCGGCGUGCUGACCAUCGCGCUGCCGGUUCCGGUCAUCGUGUCCAACUUCAACUACUUCUACCACCGGGAGACGGAGCACGAGGAGCAGUUCCAGUACACGCACGUGACCUGCGGCCAGCAGCAGCAGCAGCAGCCGUUCGGUGAGUUCAAACGGACGGACAGCCGGCCGUCCCUGUCCAAGUCCGACUACCCGGACAGCGAGGACGCGGACUCCGUCAAAUACACCAACUGCAGCCCGCAGAAAGCCUUCAGCGGCAAACUGACGGACGUCUGAGCGCCUGGAGACCGGCGUCUGCUCUGCCAUCAGCGGGGACGAUUUCAGCUGGAGCCACGGGACGAAAACACGACCCUCCCCACCUCACCCCCCCGACACGGUCUUCCAUCCUGCAGGAAAACUGAUCAGUAGCACUUUAUUUACAUUAGUGAGCAGCUUUAAGGUUUACAUUCUCCUCAAAAGGGACCAAAUCUGACCCCAGCCUGCAAGGCAACAAGCAGGGUUUACUGCCCCAUAUGGUUAAAGCCUAAUAAACUCAAUUAUCAGGCUUGAUUUAGCUUUUCCGAUCCAACGGCGCCAUCUUGCGGUCAGUGCGGCUCACCGCGCCUUAGUGGCAGAGGCAGUUUCCAUGGCAACCUUCCAGACUUUUCUGCGUUGUCUGCUGCAGGAACAUAAGUGAGGCUCCAAACCACCAUGUUGUGGAAGCCUCCAUGUUGUUAAAAUCCACACAGACGCGCUUCAGAUACAAUAAACAGCUAAUUAUUAAUCUGAUUAAUUAAAAUUUUAAACCUCUUGUUGAAAAAAAAGUAAAAUAUUAUAAUCCUCAGCUUGGUGAUAUGU
Cyprinodon variegatus (sheepshead minnow) is the source of this 2638-nucleotide messenger RNA. RefSeq names its product shaker-related potassium channel tsha2-like. The transcript has 2 exons. Bases 629 to 2077 code for a protein of 482 amino acids. The record is from RefSeq and is a predicted model, not a curated record. NCBI's taxonomy places the organism in Eukaryota, Metazoa, Chordata, Actinopteri, Cyprinodontiformes, Cyprinodontidae. Gene Ontology annotation, biological process: protein homooligomerization; potassium ion transmembrane transport. Gene Ontology annotation, cellular component: membrane; voltage-gated potassium channel complex. Gene Ontology annotation, molecular function: protein binding; delayed rectifier potassium channel activity.